UCCUCCACAAUUUUAUGUCCUCCCAUUUUCCAUUCCACUCAUGAGCACUACCUCAAUUCACUCCACAACUUUCCUCCCUCAGAAUCGAAUUCAUUUUCCUCCGAAAAUUCUUAUGGCGAGGACUCUAAUUUCCUCCCCUUCUUUCCUAGGCAUUCCUUUUCCUUCCUCAUUCGACCGUCGCCUCCCAUCACACAGCAGACGUAUAAGUACUAAAGUGAGAUAUAGCCUCCAUGACCUUCCGCCUAUUCAUUCUUUUCAAAGUUCAAUUGACUUUAACGCGAUUGUUAGCCGAGCAGAGGGAAUUCUCUAUACUCUGGCUGAUGCUGCCGUGGCUGUUGAUGGUGGCGCCGCGUCUGAGUCGGCGAGCUCCGCUGCUCAGAAAAGUGGUGGGUGGUUUGGGUUCAUUUCUGACACCAUGGAAGUUGUCCUGAAGGUACUAAAGGAUGGGCUCUCUACUGUGCACGUGCCCUAUGCUUAUGGAUUUGCUAUUAUAUUGCUCACUGUUCUUGUUAAGGUCGCGACAUUCCCUUUGACGAAGCAACAGGUGGAAUCAACACUGGCAAUGCAAAACCUACAACCAAAGAUCAAAGCAAUCCAACAAAGAUAUGCAGGAAAUCAAGAAAGAAUACAACUUGAGACAUCCCGUUUGUACAAACAGGCAGGGGUCAAUCCUCUUGCAGGAUGUUUUCCAACUUUGGCUACAAUACCAGUCUGGAUAGGUUUAUAUCAGGCUCUCUCAAAUGUUGCAAAUGAGGGGCUGCUGACUGAAGGUUUCUUUUGGAUUCCUUCUUUGGGAGGCCCAACAACCAUUGCUGCUAGGCAAAGCGGAGCUGGAAUCUCCUGGCUAUUUCCAUUUGUGGAUGGACAUCCACCACUUGGUUGGCAUGACACUGUAGCAUACCUCGUUUUACCUGUUCUUCUUGUGGUAUCUCAGUACGUGUCAAUGGAAAUCAUGAAGCCUCCCCAAACAGAUGAUCCAUCUCAAAAGAACACACUUCUCGUAUUGAAGUUUCUUCCAUUCAUGAUUGGUUACUUUUCUUUGUCUGUCCCAUCUGGAUUAUCAAUAUAUUGGUUCACAAAUAAUGUGCUCAGCACAGCACAACAAGUAUGGUUACGCAAAAUGGGAGGUGCAACGCCUGCUGUGAGUGAGAAUGCUAGCGGAAUUAUCAGUGCUGGACGUGCAAAACGAUCAGGUGCUCAGCCAGAACGUACGGGUGAUAGAUUUAGGCAGUUGAAAGAAGAUGAGAACAAGAAAAAGGGUAGGGCAUUGCUCGCAGACGAGGGUCAGACUUUGCUUGCACCUGACUCCGAAGACAAGUCAAAUGAAGAAACGAAGUCCAAGGAUGAGGAAGUUCUGGAAGAGGCAUAUGCUUCUAACAGUAAUAAACCAGUUCCAUCUGGUCCGAGGAAAAGUAAACGAUCAAAGCGGAAGCGCACAGUAUGAAAUUGUACAUUGGUUUUGUAGUUACUAGCGAACCUUGUAUAUUUCUUAAAAUUGUGAGUUAGUGAAUAUAUAGCUGGCCCUUCAUACGUCAGUCAUCAGUUUAAGGGCAUGCUUUCUUUUUUGAAACAGUCCCUCAGCUCUCAAUUGUACCUCAUUCAUAUAUUACAUUGUUUAAUAUUAUACAAAUUUGUUAUAGAUCUAAA
Messenger RNA from Olea europaea var. sylvestris, 1647 nucleotides. Its product is annotated as inner membrane protein PPF-1, chloroplastic-like. The record is from RefSeq and is a predicted model, not a curated record. NCBI's taxonomy places the organism in Eukaryota, Viridiplantae, Streptophyta, Magnoliopsida, Lamiales, Oleaceae. Gene Ontology annotation, molecular function: membrane insertase activity. Bases 41 to 1444 code for a protein of 467 amino acids. The transcript has 11 exons. Gene Ontology annotation, biological process: thylakoid membrane organization; protein insertion into membrane; protein localization to chloroplast. Gene Ontology annotation, cellular component: chloroplast thylakoid membrane.